AUGCGUUCAUUGCGUCCGCGGCGGGAGGUGCAGUGCCAGCGGGUGCUUGCGUCCCCGCUCACCGCCCCGGCCAGCACUGCUCCAGCACCGCCCGGGCGCGGGGGAUCCGGGAAGGAGGAGGAAGGGGGAGGAGUCGCGAGUUUGCACCCCGUGCGACCCUUGCGCAAGGUGCUUUCCAGCGGUGUCUGGCUAGAGCAGGAGACCCGCGCGGAGGACGUAAACGCCACUGCGCCCCCAGCUCCCCUCGCCCCGGAGCUCACCCCUCUGCGGGGGCAGCCUCCAUUUCAGAGCGGGAACCCCGGAGGCACCGAAGAGGGGCGCGACCAGAAACAAACCCCGAGCCCCAGAACGCGGGUUACCUGCCGCCUUAGCGCGCCCCAGCGGGCCAAGCGCUCCCGCCGCGGCCCUCCGACGGCUCGGUGCGCAGCUGGUGGCCGGCUCUUCGGAGCGGGGCGCGCCGGGGAACCGAGGUCCGGCGGGGACAGCAGUGGGAGCCAGGGCGACAGCCCCAGAGCGUGGCGCGCGCUCCGGACGAAAGAGACCGCUCGCUUACGGGGGAAGCCUGAGCCCCCGCGCUGGGAAAUUCCGGCCCCCUCCCGUCUGCCCUCUGAGCGCCGGGCGGAGUGGAAGGCGGGGACUGGGGAGGAGCGGCCCGCCGCGCUGGGGGUGCGGAGCGCGGGAGGCGGGAAUUACCACACUGUCUGGAGGUUUCGGGGAGAAGAGCUGCCCCCACCCCGACUGCGGCCAGUGAGAGCCGCUGUGGCCCUGGUCGAAGGGCCUGGGACACCAGAUGAGUUUUACCCCGGACCUGGGGACCGGAAAACCUGGUGCGCUACUCCGGUAUCCCCGGCCCUGGCGCGGAGGGCCCGCCCUGCGGGGGCCAAGGAGGAUGAAGACACCCGGCCCCCGCCCCCGCCGGGCUGGGAAGCGCCUCCCCCGGCGCCCACCGGCCUGGACAGCAGCGCUCGGGGGGCAGUUGGCGUCUGUUCUCGGAACCGCGUCUGUUGA
Trichechus manatus latirostris (Florida manatee) is the source of this 1008-nucleotide messenger RNA. Its product is annotated as proline-rich protein 2-like. Bases 1 to 1008 code for a protein of 335 amino acids. The transcript is spliced from 4 exons. NCBI's taxonomy places the organism in Eukaryota, Metazoa, Chordata, Mammalia, Sirenia, Trichechidae. The record is from RefSeq and is a predicted model, not a curated record.